AUGACCCAGACUCAAGCCAAAGACGGCGGGGACGCCAUCCUGGAAGCCUUCCGCAAUCUGGGCGUGGAUUACAUUAUUUCCUCCCCGGGCUCAGAAUGGGCACCCGUUUGGGAGGCCCUGGCACGUCAGAAGAUAAACGAGACCGAGGGCCCCACCUACAUCAACUGCUGGCACGAGACCCUGGCAGUGGAUAUGGCCCUGGGCUACACCCGGGUCACUGGCAAGAUGCAGGCGGUGCUGCUCCACGCCGGCGUGGGACUGCUCCAGGGGGGAGUGGGCAUCCACAGCGCCUUCCUGGGCGAGGUACCCAUGGUAGUCUGCUCCGGCGAAGCUAUCAGCUACGGCGAGAACCCCGAGCUUGACCCCCAGGGCCAGUGGUACCGCAACCUGAGCGUAGUCGGCGGUCCCAAUCGAUUUGUUGAACCCUUCGUAAAGUGGAGCGGACAGGCCACCAGUCCCCACACGCUGUACGAACAGCUGGUUCGCGCCGGAGAAAUGGCCCAGCGCGUUCCCAAGGGCCCCACCUUCCUGGACAUACCAAUUGAGACCAUGAUCCAUGGCUGGUCGCCCCCCGCCAAGAUUCGCCGCGUUGCCCAGGCUCCCAAGACCCAGCCGGCCACCGACUCGAUUGACCGGUUGUCGUCCCUCAUUGCCAACAGCAGCCGUCCCCUGAUGAUUGCCGAAGGCUCCGGUCAGGAUGUGGCGGGAUUCGAUAAUCUGGUCAAGCUGGCCGAGUUGAUGGCCAUACCAGUUACCGAGAGUGCUUCCAUACAUGCAAACUUCCCGAAGAGUCAUCCCAUGUACCUUGGUACCCCUGAAGCUUACCUGAACCAGUGUGACCUGGUGCUGCUGCUAGGCAGCCGAUCACCCUGGUAUCCACCCAAUGCUGGACCAGCCAGCGCCACGGUAGUGGCCAUGGGAGAGAAUCCGCUCAAGGGUCAGAUGGCUUAUCAGAACCUGCUGGCCGAUAUGUACGUCGAAGGUGAUAUGACAAUCACGCUGCAGUUGCUUACGGAAGCGCUGGAAGCUAACGGCGCUGCCACUGGUUCCAACGCAGCCAAGAUUGCAGAGCGGCGGGAGUACUGGAAGGCCGAGCAUGAUCGGCUAAACGCCAACCGGUUAACUGUGGAGGAAGCGGCACGAACCCGCCAACCCAUUGAUCCGGCCUGGCUCUGCGCCGCCAUCAGCGAGGCUAUGCCCGACAACGCAGUCUAUGCCGAAGAGGUAACGUCCCAUCGGGGGCAGGUUAUGCGCCACGUCCAAUGGGACCGGCCCCAGAGUUACUUCCACCCCAACGGUGGCCUGGGCCAGGGGCUGGGUCUGGCUCUGGGAGUUAAGCUGGCAAUGCCAGACCGACCCGUUGUGGCCCUGAUGGGCGACGGGGGUUUCCUCUACAAUCCGGUGACCCAGAGCUUCGGUGUUGCCUGCGAAGCAAAUCUGCCCUUCCUGACUAUCAUAUUCAAUAACGGCAACUAUGAGGCCAUGCGCCGCAACCACCUGCAUUACUACCCGAACGGAGAUGCCGCCCACUCCGACAUUUGGCAUGGCGUUCACAUCCCUGGCCCGGACUAUCCCAAGCUGAUGGAUCCCUUUGGCGGUUACGGAGUGAGGGUGGAAGACCCAGCGGACCUGGUGCCCGCCUUGAAGAAGGGUUUGGAGGCCGUCAACGAGGGACGUAUUGCGCUGGUUGAUGUGGUGCUUUCAAUCUGA
Molecule: messenger RNA, 1710 nt
Organism: Geodia barretti
Lineage: Eukaryota; Metazoa; Porifera; Demospongiae; Tetractinellida; Geodiidae
Source: the annotation of a GenBank genome assembly